Molecule: messenger RNA, 390 nt
Organism: Melampsora larici-populina 98AG31
Lineage: Eukaryota; Fungi; Basidiomycota; Pucciniomycetes; Pucciniales; Melampsoraceae
Exons: 3
Biological process (GO): mitochondrial translational termination
Cellular component (GO): mitochondrial large ribosomal subunit
Molecular function (GO): translation release factor activity
Source: RefSeq, a predicted model, not a curated record
AAAGAUUUUAGUUUGAUUUCGUUUAGUCGAUCUGGUGGUAAAGGUGGUCAAAAUGUUAAUAAAGUUAAUACUAAAGUUACUUUGAAGAUUGAAUUAUCAAAUCUGAUACCACAUAUACCGAAUUAUUGGAUCACCAAUUUAACAAAAUCGCAUCUCUAUGCAUCAACUUCCAAUUCGAUCAUAAUUCAAUCAACUCUAACUCGUUCUCAAUCCCAAAAUUUAGAAGAUUGUUGGCAAAAACUGAUUGAAAAUUUAAAAUUAAUUUCUAAAAUCGGGUUAAAAGGUCAAACUUCAAUUGAAACAAUUCAAAGAGUUAAAAAAUUACAAUCGAUUGAAAAGAUCAAAACUUUGAAACAAAAGAAUUAUAGACAUCAAAUUAAAGUUAAUCGA